Messenger RNA from Aspergillus eucalypticola CBS 122712, 1431 nucleotides. RefSeq names its product WD repeat protein. Gene Ontology annotation, biological process: proteasome-mediated ubiquitin-dependent protein catabolic process; transcription-coupled nucleotide-excision repair; protein polyubiquitination. Gene Ontology annotation, cellular component: Cul4A-RING E3 ubiquitin ligase complex; nucleotide-excision repair complex. Lineage: Eukaryota; Fungi; Ascomycota; Eurotiomycetes; Eurotiales; Aspergillaceae. Gene Ontology annotation, molecular function: protein binding. The coding region runs from base 1 to 1431 and encodes 476 amino acids. The record is from RefSeq and is a predicted model, not a curated record. The transcript has 2 exons.
AUGAAUGCGUAUCUUCUCAAUAGGGUUCUGGGGUCCGUAAGUCCCUCGACCUUUCAUGUCGCACAAACCACGCGACUUAUUCAACAGCUCGAGCCGGCGCCUGGCAUUCGCUUCUCGGCACGUAGAGACAUUCUUUUGGGAGGAAGUCAAGAGGAUGCAGGCUUGAUUUUUGAUGAUGAGGUAUUUGCUCACAAGGCGGGAGUGAAUGUGCUCGCCAUCGAUCACUAUGACGGCCGAUUCAUGGUCUCUGGGGGUGCAGACCCUUCAAUUCAUCUCUGGGAUUUGGAGUCACGAGGCUCAGAUUUGAAACAUGUGCACCAGUCCGUGGCAUCUGUAAACAGAGCCUCGCACGAAGAUGCCCACACACGUGCCAUUACUUCUGUCUCCAUAUACCCAUUUGAUCCCACACCGUCUACUAUCUUGACAACCUCGUACGAUGGCACGCUCAAGCUUUCAGCUUUAGCGCCAGCGGCUAUAACACCUGUGCACACAUUCAAUCUAGACUGCACACCGUACACCCAUUCGCUGUCGUUAAAUCCUGCGUCUCCUUUGCUCAUUGCAGUAGGUACCUCGGAGAAGCCGGUCCGACUACUUGACCUACGUUCAGGUCUGUCGACACAUGGUCUCCCUGGACAUGAAUCUUCAGUCCUGUCCGUAUCAUGGGCUCCUCAUCAGCCACACAUCCUGGCUUCUGCGUCGGCAGACAAUAGAGUAAUCCUCUUCGACAUCCGCCGGGGAGGCCACAAUUCAGCGAUCGCAGCACUAGACAUGGAUGAUGCUAUUGGGCUCGUGCGCCCGGGAUCCACCCCAGCAUCCUACCAGAGCCGCCCCGCAUUCUCGCCGCACGCUCGAGCCCAUAAUGGCGCUGUGACCGGUGUCCGGUGGACGUCUACCGGUAGUCACCUGGUGACCGCUGGUCAGGACUCACGGAUUCGAGUCUGGGAUGCUGGGACAGGUGCAAACACGCUUGUACACUUUGGUCAGCGUGUCCGGAACAGUGUGAGUUCACACCUAGCUGAACGGGCACCGCUUGUCAUACCUCGCGGAGUGGUCACCUCUGGGCAAGAAACGCUCUUAUGGCCAAACUUCAAUGAGAGAGAUGACCGUGGGGAGAUCUUCAUGUUUGAACUUCGAGAGGGGGCUUUUGUCAAGCUUCUUCGCGUACCGGGUCUUGUGACCGGUCGGCAGCAGUUUCAGGGCCGCUCCAGUGCCCUCAGCGCUGCGAGGAUCAACGCCCUUGCUUGGCGCGGCAACGGUGCCUCAGGAGAAGGGAUCGAGAUGUUUUCGGCCCACGGCGACGGAACCAUUCGCACCUGGGCCUCACGGGAACCCGAGGGUGAGCCUGAUGAUGAAGCCGAAGAGGCCGAACGAGCAGACCGCAAACGCAAGCGCGAUGUUCUCGACGAGAUUUACCGAGGAUUUAUAGGCUAA